Molecule: messenger RNA, 3417 nt
Organism: Cucumis melo (muskmelon)
Lineage: Eukaryota; Viridiplantae; Streptophyta; Magnoliopsida; Cucurbitales; Cucurbitaceae
Product: histone-lysine N-methyltransferase family member SUVH9
Exons: 2
Coding region: 204-2291 (695 amino acids)
Cellular component (GO): nucleus
Molecular function (GO): protein binding; zinc ion binding; histone methyltransferase activity
Source: RefSeq, a predicted model, not a curated record
AAUUAAAGAAAAAGAAAAAGGAAAAAUGAAGGCCAGCGUUCUUGCAAAUUGUGCUCGAAUUUUGCUUAUGCCUUCAAAUUACGCCAUGGAAGCUCCAACUGACCUCUCUGAAAAACCCUAGCAGAACCUGACCGGAAAUCGAUCUUCCAUGUCCAGACCUCCGUAAUUCUAGUGCUUGGAAAGAUUCGGACGUUUUUUAGCCAAUGGAUUCUCCUAUCCCCUUCCAAGACCUUAAUCUUCUCCCUGACCCAUCAUCCACUGCUGUAAUGACCGCCGCAACUUCCCCUAAAACAGCCACUACAAUCAACUCUUCUCUCAACAAAUUUGUUGACGCCGGCAAGUUGUUGACCCCUAAACUUGAACCUAAGCUAGAGCCCUUCGACGAUCUUUUCGAGACUCGGGAGUCUCAACAACCCCAACCAGUUCAGCAACCCUUCUUGUCUACCCCUUCUUCUAACUUCUUCUCUAACUCUGACUUCCCUCAAACCCCUUUUUCAGACCAAAAUCAUACACCGCUUUCUCAGUCUUCGUCCAUUUCCUCUGACAAAGACAAUGUUUACUCCGAAUUUUACCGCAUUUCUCAGCUGUUCAGGUCUGCUUUUGGUAAAGGACUUCAGAGCUACGGCGAUGCCGAUGUUGAAGUUGUGGAUCCUGAUGCUCAAGCAAUUGUCCCUGUUCCGGAGGAGAAUCAGAUUUCUUCUGUGGUCGUCUCUAAGAGGAAGUAUGAUAAAAGGUCUUCUGAACUCGUGAGAGUCACUGAUCUUGGGGUUGAGGACCAGAGGUACUUCCGAGAUGUGGUGAGACGGACCAGGAUGAUUUUCGAUUCGCUGCGUGUGUUAUCUACAGCGGAGGAGGAGAAGAGUCCCGGACUAAUGCGGCGACUUCGGGGUGAUUUGAGGGCUUCCUCCUUGAUGAGAGAGCGCGGUCUGUGGCUGAAUCGAGACAAACGGAUUGUUGGUUCGAUACCAGGGGUGCACAUUGGCGAUCUAUUCUUCUUUAGGAUGGAAUUGUGUGUUGUGGGAUUGCAUGGUCAGGCCCAAGCUGGAAUUGACUAUGUUCCUGCGAGUCAGAGCUCCAAUGGCGAGCCAAUUGCCACUAGUAUAAUUGUUUCUGGUGGAUAUGAGGACGAUGAGGACGCCGGGGACAUGAUAAUCUACACGGGUCAUGGUGGGCAAGACAAAUUUUCAAAACAAUGUAUGCACCAGAAACUUGAAGGUGGGAAUCUUGCACUGGAGAGAAGUAUGCACUACGGGAUUGAAGUGAGGGUUAUUCGAGGUAUGAAGUACCCAGGCAGUGUAGCAAGUAAGAUUUAUGUAUACGAUGGUCUGUAUAGAAUUCUUGACUGUUGGUUUGAUGUGGGGAAAUCGGGUUUUGGUGUCUACAAGUAUAAGCUUUUAAGAAUUGAUGGUCAAGCCGAAAUGGGUAGUUCCAUUUUGAAGUUUGCGGAGAAUCUCAGGACCAAACCAUUGUCUUUAAGGCCUUCUGGUUAUCUCAGUCUCGACAUUUCAAUGAAGAAGGAGGCAGUUCCAGUUCUCCUGUUUAAUGAUAUUGACAAUGAUCAAGAACCAUUGUAUUAUGAGUAUCUUGUUAGGACUGUGUUUCCACCUUUCGCCUUUCACCAAUCAGGAAGCGGUACUGGGUGUAGUUGUGUUUCAAGUUGUGUUCAUGAUUGUUUUUGUGCUAUGAAAAAUGGUGGGGAGUUUGGUUAUGAUCAAAAUGGAUUUCUAGUUAGAGGGAAGCCUAUAAUUUUCGAAUGUGGACCAUUCUGUCAGUGCCCCCCUCAAUGUCGAAAUCGUGUUUCACAGAAGGGCUUGAAGCACAGACUUGAAGUGUUUAGGUCCAGGGAAACAGGUUGGGGUGUUAGAUCUUUGGACUUGAUACACGCUGGUGCUUUUAUAUGUGAAUAUGCAGGAGUUGUCCUCACGAGGGAACAAGCUCAAGUUUUUUCCAUGAAUGGUGAUACAUUAAUAUAUCCAAAUCGUUUUUCAGAUAGAUGGGCAGAAUGGGGUGAUCUAUCUCAAAUAUAUUCUAAUUAUGUGCGGCCAUCUUACCCCUCUGUUCCUCCUCUCGAUUUUGCAAUGGAUGUAUCCAGAAUGAGGAAUGUUGCUUGUUAUAUAAGCCAUAGUACAUCUCCAAACGUGUUGGUGCAGUUCGUGUUAUAUGAUCAUAAUAAUUUAAUGUUUCCUCACCUUAUGUUGUUUGCAAUGGAAAAUAUCCCUCCUCUAAGGGAGCUUAGCAUUGACUAUGGUGUGGCUGAUGAUUGGUCAGGGAAACUUGCUAUCUGUAACUAACUUUGAAAAGGUUAUUAAUUUUGAGUAUGAGCAGCUCCGAAUGCUGAGAUCAAUGAACCAAGGAUGAUAGGUUCUAUGAGGUCUUGAUGGAAAAGAGAUUGAGAUUAUGGGAUCCUGAGAAAUGAGAAUUUAAUUUUUCCAGAUUAGAGUAUCUUCACAGUGAUAUAGAAAAUGAUUUUCUAUCAAAACACUCAAUUCAUUUGUGCAGAAGGUGAAACUUGAUGUCAAUGACUUCUUCGGUCAUGUUAAGUUAUGGAGCUAAUAGGGUUGUUAAACUUUGAAAACAUUUUUAUCAGUGGAUGAGAUUGUCUAUAUAUCACCAGAUUGAUAGCCGUGAACCCAUUCUAUGCAUCACAUUGAUUUUGUUUGGAUGAUUGAUUUGAUAGUCGCUGGGUUUCAGUUCUGGUCCUUAAUAGCAGAAUGCUGCUGAUUAGCUUGUAUGCAUACUUGAAUUGAAGCUUCAUGAAGCCAUUUUUUCUUUUUCACAAUGAAUUUAGGUGUUGAUUCUGUUCUCUAUACUAAUAUCAAUACCUCAAAUGACUGUGCAGAUGAGAGUUGGAAUAUUGUGUCUUAGGAAAUUUUUUGAAGUCACGGUAUAGGACUUUCCUAGCUGUUGGCCGUUGCGUCACCCUUUUUCUGGAGAGGAGUAGACUGCAAACUUGUGUCAGCUUCCAUAUCAAGUAAUUCAUAACCUUUUUUUGACUUAAAUACUGUAUUGUCGUUGUUGUAUUCAAUGUUGUUGGCUCAGACAUUAAGAAAAAAGCACUGCCAGUUUUUUCAAUGCGUGAAGAAGAGAAAAAAGAGAGUGAAUUUCUGCAACCGAACAUAGACCAUGGCAGUGCAUUAAUACUCUACAGAUUUUGGGCUUUUGGAUCAAGCCUUUAGAUACAGAAUUUUCACGGGGAAACUUGAGGCGAAAAAAACCGUUUCCCAAGGUUGUAAGCAUGAAAUUGAAAAUUUUUUGUACUUUUUAUAGCUUGUAAUUUACAAAGCCCAUAAUCGGCUAAAAAAAUUGUACUCUCUGUACAGUUAUUUCUUUCAGAUGUACAGCUGAAGUCUCGGUUCUUUUGUUCCUUCUAAACUCAAUCUCUUCCUCUCUUUUUAUAUAUAUCCUUUUUCUUUCUCA